This is a messenger RNA of Ochotona princeps (American pika), 3617 nucleotides long. RefSeq names its product NACHT, LRR and PYD domains-containing protein 12. Gene Ontology annotation, biological process: negative regulation of inflammatory response; positive regulation of MHC class I biosynthetic process; negative regulation of canonical NF-kappaB signal transduction. Gene Ontology annotation, cellular component: cytoplasm. Bases 130 to 3282 code for a protein of 1050 amino acids. Lineage: Eukaryota; Metazoa; Chordata; Mammalia; Lagomorpha; Ochotonidae. Gene Ontology annotation, molecular function: protein binding. The transcript is spliced from 13 exons. The record is from RefSeq and is a predicted model, not a curated record.
UCCCCUUUCCUGGUUCACUUGCCAAAUGCCCGCAGUGACCCUGUGUCAGGCCAAGAGCCCAAGAUAGGACCUGGGAACUCAAGCCAGGUCUCUCACAGUGGUGGCGGCAAGUUCUCUUGAUUUGUCAAGAUGAAUAGUCACAAGAAAAGAAAAGACAUGGAACCAGCUUGUACCUGGAGUUUACUAUCUGAAAAGAAAGUUACUUCACAGUCUCUGCCUUUAUUUUCCUGGAAGCAAUUUGCAGAUUACCAGGAAGCAUUCAAAAAACAUCUAAAACAAAAAUACCUAAAGUUAGGAGCUGAUAAAUGUUAUAGCCAUGGCAAGCACAUCCGGCGGCGACUGCUGCUUGUACAAGAACAUGGCAUAUCAGAAGAGACACCCUGUGGAAUUCCUCAGCAAGAUCAUUUCAUUGAGUUGGAACAUGUAUUUGAUGCUAAUGAAGAGAGCUCCCGCUCACCCCAAACCGUAGUGCUUCAGGGAUGUGCCGGAAUUGGGAAAACAGCCACAGUAUUCAAAUUCUUGUUUGACUGGGCAGGAGGAAUGAUCAUCUCAGACAGGUUUGACUAUCUGAUCUAUGUCAACUGCAGAGAAAUAAGCCACACUGCUAACCUUAGUGCUGCUGACCUGAUUAUCAAUACUUUCCAAGAAAUCAAAGGUCCGAUACUGGACAUUAUUCUCCUACAUCCAGAAAAGCUUUUAUUCAUCCUCGAUGGGUUUCCUGAGCUGCAGGGCCCUGUGAAUGACCAAGAAGAAGAUCUCAGUGCUAAUCCCCGCAAGGUGAUGCCAGUAGAGAGCCUCUUGUGCAGUUUUGUAAGAAAGAAACUUUUCCCAGAAUCAUCCCUUCUGAUAACUGCCCGGCCUACAGCCAUGAAGAAGCUCCACUCGUUGUUAAAACACCACAUCCAAGCCGAAAUCCUGUGGUUUACAGAUGCAGAUAAGAGAGCCUAUUUUUUGAGUCACUUUUCAGGUGCUAAUGCAGCCAUGAAUGUCUUUUAUACUCUGCAAGAAAAUGAAGGCCUUGACGUUGUAUCCUCCAUUCCCAUCGUCUCUUGGAUGAUCUGCAGUGUCCUGCAGUCACAGAGAGAUGGGGACAGGACUCCUUUGGAGUCACUUCAGACCAUGACGGACAUGUAUCUCUUCUACUUUUCCGAGUGCCUCAAAACCCUCACGGGGAUCUCAGUGUGGAAGGGCCAAAGUUGCCUUUGGGGUCUGUGCUCUCUGGCUGCCGAGGGAUUACUGAAGCAUCAGGUUCUGUUUGCAGUAAGUGACCUCCGAAGACAUGGGAUAGGAGCGUAUGAUACUAACUGCACAUUUCUCAGACACUUUUUGAAAAAGGCUGAAGGUGGAGUAAAUGUAUAUACUUUCAUUCACUUCAGUUUCCAAGAGUUCUUUACUGCCGUAUUUUAUGCCGUGAAGAAUGAGAGUAACUGGACAUUUUUUGAUCAAGUAGGGAAAACAUGGCAAGAAAUAUUCCAGCAAUACGGUAAAGGUUUUUCAUCUCCAGUAAUACAGUUCUUAUUUGGCCUCCUGCAUAAAGGAAAAGGAAAGACUGUUGAAACUAUUUUUGGGAGAAAGGUCUCACCAGGGCUUCGAGAGGAGUUGCUUAAAUGGACAGAGAGAGAAAUACAAGACAAAUCCUCUUGGUUACAGACUGAGCCAGUGGAUUUGUUUCACUGCUUAUAUGAAAUUCAGGAAGAAGAAUACACAAAGAAUAUACUUGAUGAUAUACAGUCAGUCAUACUGCUUCAGCCUACCUACACAAAAAUGGACAUUCUGGCUAUGGCGUUUUGUGUACAAAACAGUCACAGUCAUCUGUCAGUGUCUCUCAAGUGUCAGCACCUACUUGGAUUUCAGGAGGAAGACCAAGGCUCACCAUUGACACCAGCAGCCUUAACACUUAAUCGGUCCUUUCACCUGCACAAUGCACCAAUGUCUCGGCUUCACUUUCUCUGCCAAGCGCUGCAGAAUCCAUACUGUAAAAUCAAAGACCUGAAACUGAUUUUCUGUCACCUCACAACUUCUUGCGGUAGAGACUUCUCCUCGGUAUUUGAAACCAAUCAGUAUCUGACAGAUCUGGAAUUUGUCAAAAACACUGUGGAAGAUUCAGGGAUGGAGCUUCUGUGUGAAGGAUUAAAACAGCCAAACUGUAAAUUACAGAAAUUAAGGUUGUACCGGUGCCUCAUCUCUCCUGCUGCCUGUGGGGCUCUGGCAGCUGUCCUUAGCACCAGUCAGUGGCUCAUGGAGCUGGAAUUUAAUGAAACAAAACUGGAAGCUUCAACUUUGAAACUGCUCUGUGAAGGCUUGAAAGAUCCAAAUUGCAAAUUACAGAAGCUCAAGUUGUGUGGUAGCCUUCUUCCAGACAGCUCAGAGGCUGUGUGCAAGUGUCUAGCCUCUGUUCUCAUUUGCAACUCACACCUCACUGAGCUGGACCUGAGUGAAAAUCCCCUGGGGGACAUAGGGGUGAAGUAUCUUUGCGUGGGUCUCAGACAUUCCAACUGUAAAGUGGAGAAACUCGAUUUGAGCACAUGUUGCCUCACAGAUGCUAGCUGUGCGGAGCUCUCUUCUUACCUGCAAGUGAAUCAGACUCUAAAAGAGCUCUUUGUGUUUGCCAAUGUCUUGGGGGAUACAGGAGUGCGACGUCUCUGUGAAGGUCUGAAGCAUACGAGGAGUAUGAUUAGGAACCUUGUGCUUUCAGAGUGUUCCCUCUCGGCAGCUUGCUGUGAGCCUCUUGCCCAAGUCCUAAGCUCCAGCCAGAGUCUCACAAGACUGCUACUAAUUAAUAACAAAAUUGAAGACUUGGGAAUGAAAUUGCUGUGUGCAGGAUUAAAACAGCCUGACUGUCAGUUAAAGGAUCUGGCAUUGUGGACCUGUCAUCUGACGGGAGCAUGUUGUCAGGAUCUGUGCAAUGCACUCUACACCAAUGAACACCUGAGAGACCUUGAUCUUAGUGACAAUGCCCUAGGGGACGAGGGCAUGCAGGUUCUCUGCCAAGGGCUGAAGCAUCCCUACUGCAAGCUCCAGACCUUAUGGUUAGCAGAAUGUCAUCUCACCGAUGCAUGCUGUGGCAUGCUUGCUUAUGUCCUAAGCAGAAAUGAGAAUCUAACAUUGCUGGACUUAAGUGGAAAUAAUUUCAAAGAUUUUGGAGUGCAAAUGCUAUGUGAUGCACUAAUUCAUCCAGCAUGUAAACUUCAGACAUUCUACAUUGACACGGAUCAUUUACGUGAAGAUACAGUUAGAAAGAUGGAAGCUUUAAAAAUCAGCAAGCCUGGAAUUAACUGGUAGUCGCCAAGGAGAACCCACGAAUUGGCCGCACAGAGAGCUCCUCCAACUCAUACCAUCUUUGAAUAGUUGUUGCGUUAGUGUUUUUCCUAACCUUUUAGCCAUUGCUGAGGAUGCUAGUUUAAAACAAGCAGCCAUGGUUGCUGUUACUUACACAAAAACCAUCCUUUAACUAGGAUGUGGGAGGUGAAUACACCUUAAUCCCAAUGUCUUCAGCAAUAGUACUUUGCAUUCAUAUGUCACGUUGCAAAUGGUUACUGUGGUUUCCCAAUCACUUGCAAAGGUGGGAAGAUGAGGCUCAGAUCUCACAGCUGCUAGGGGGAGAGUUGGAGUUCGAU